AUGUUUGCUGCCAGCUCAUGGUUAGCAGAGCGUAAACUACUUGAUGGUGAAUCACCGCAUCAGCUCUACAUUCAAAACUAUUCCUGUGCAUCAUCCUCAUGUCUGAUUUUGCGGAAGUGGAUUUUCGAUCCUGAUCGGGAACGACAAUUAUGUCAAAAAGACCCAAUGUUCCGCCAGUUUGUGUUCCAUCAGGCCGUUACUGACAUCAAUGAGGUAAGCUCAUUAUGUUUAGCCUUCCUCUCGGAGGUGUUUAAAACUUUAAGAGUCAUAUGUUCGGCGAUUGGGGAGGGGUAG
Messenger RNA from Cooperia oncophora, 294 nucleotides. The record is from the annotation of a GenBank genome assembly. NCBI's taxonomy places the organism in Eukaryota, Metazoa, Nematoda, Chromadorea, Rhabditida, Trichostrongylidae.